AUGCAAUCAACUGAAGAGUUCGUGAGAUUCUUAGGUGAAGGUGAAUUUGGUUCUGUUGAUCUCGUCAAAUACACUAAAAGCGACGAUUCCUCGUAUCAGGUCACCGUCAAAACAUCUGAGGCCAGAAAUUACGACUCUCUCAACAGAGAGUUUCAGAUUCUUUCCGAACUCAAAGGAUAUCCGAACAUCGCUAUAUGCUAUGGAGAAGAUUUGGAAGAAGGUCGCAACGUUAACGGACACAAAGUCUACAAAUUGCUUCUCGAAUACGCAAACGAAGGGAGUUUAAGAUCUUUCAUGGAUAAUUAUACGGACAGAAGGUUACCAGAUCCAAUGAUUAGAGACUUCACUCGUAUGAUUCUCGAAGGAUUGGUCUCGAUUCAUAGUCAUGGUUAUGUUCAUUGUGAUCUCAAAUCCGAUAACCUCCUUAUCUUCUCGUGCAAAGAUUCUUCGUACGAGUUGAAGAUUUCUGAUUUUGGAAACACUAGAGAAGUCGGAGAAGUUCCAAGUCACUGGGAAACUGAUUACCCGUUUGUCGGAACGCCUAUUUACAUGCCACCAGAGUCUCUCCGCGACGGGGCCGCCAAGAAAACCCUAGAUUUGUGGUCGUUAGGGUGCUUAGUGUUGGAGAUGUACACAGGUAAAAAUCCAUGGGCAGGUGUUGGAAUUUUCGAUCUCAUGGACUUUCUCUAUGAUGGUGAAGCUCCAGAGAUCCCUGAGUAUGUGCCUUGUGAUGCAAGGGAGUUUAUUGAAACAUGUUUCGCAAGGAAGCCUAAGAAGAGAGGAAACGCAUCUGCGUUGAUGUUGCAUCGGUUUUUGUGUCCUGAAGAGAAGACGGAGAAGAUUGUUGUAGCCGUCGCUAAAGAGAAAGUUUUGUUGCCGGUGAAGUUGAAGUUGAGAAUCAGACGAGUUUCAAAGAUAACAAUGGAUAUUAUAAAGAAGCCCCUGAAAUUGAAGAUUUUGCCAUCUAAUAAGCCUCCACAGUUUAAGAAACUUUUGAGUAAGCUCUUGAGGUUAAAGACGAUUCAUCCGAAACCUUUGGAUUCUAAUUUAGUAUCUGUUCAUUAG
Molecule: messenger RNA, 1065 nt
Organism: Camelina sativa (false flax)
Lineage: Eukaryota; Viridiplantae; Streptophyta; Magnoliopsida; Brassicales; Brassicaceae
Product: mitogen-activated protein kinase kinase kinase 20-like
Biological process (GO): signal transduction; protein phosphorylation
Molecular function (GO): ATP binding; protein kinase activity
Source: RefSeq, a predicted model, not a curated record